Molecule: messenger RNA, 2834 nt
Organism: Setaria italica (foxtail millet)
Lineage: Eukaryota; Viridiplantae; Streptophyta; Magnoliopsida; Poales; Poaceae
Product: long-chain-alcohol oxidase FAO1
Exons: 3
Coding region: 524-2581 (685 amino acids)
Molecular function (GO): long-chain-alcohol oxidase activity; flavin adenine dinucleotide binding
Source: RefSeq, a predicted model, not a curated record
CCCUCCUAAAUUUUUGUCGCCAUUCGCGACCCCUACACAUAUGAUUCGCCUGGGGCGUUCGCAAGGUUAGAAAGUAUAUGGUGAAAAUGCUUUAACGCAUCUCCUCUUAGUCAGCCGCCUAAAAACAUCUUUAGGUCAUGUUUGAGUCCACUCAUCUAAUAGCUAGCUGAAAUUAGCAGACUUAAUUAGAUCAGCUAGUAGCUGGGUGGUUAAAAUUGGAUAGUUACUGUAUCCAACUAGUUAGGAGGGUUUUACUGGACAUUAGCUAGCAAUACCAUUAGAAUCCACUCUAAUUAGAAGUAUCUACCUACCAAUUAGCUGUUGGAUCCAAAUAUAGCCUUAGUUAUAGUCACCGUAAUUUUUCACAACACCAUGUUCACGAGUGAAUUAGGGUUGUAAUUUGGUUUCCUUUGUUGUGGGGCUCGAAGGAACUCCUUAGGAGUUAGGAGAUCAGAUUUGCUAGACUGCCAAUGAUGGUGAACGUAGGAAGGGUCAGCGUGAUGGCGAAAGCAACAGCAUCUGCAUGCAAGAGGCAGAACCAUCAGAUGGGAAGGUCAAGGUCGCCGAGCUGGUCACUCGAUGCGUAUGGGAGGCGGUGGUGCUGGUGAACGUUGUGCUCUGGAUUCUGAGCACAAGGGUCGGCACGUUGGCUCUAUGUGGGCGGCUGUGCAUGUCCGGCAAGUUCCCCUACGUGCGCAAGUUUGCCGACAUGCCGGUGGAGCGACGGGAGGAAGCGUUGGGACGGUGGAAUAAGGCGCGGUGGCUGUUCCCCCUCAAGAUCACCUUCGUGGUUAUCAAGGUCCUCUCGCACUACGCAUUCUACACAAUGGUAAACGAGAACUCGGACAACCCCUGCUGGAAAGCAAUAGGAUACAGCGUACCAGACAUGGAAGAGCCAAGGGAAGCACCGUCGCCGCGGUCUCUGGACAAUGGCGUCGUGGAGACCAAGGCGUUGAACGACACUACACUGCUCAGGUCACUCGUGGACAAAGGGCUCGUGGUGAGGACGGACGCGAGCACAUACCACACGGUGCAAUGCGACGUCGUCAUCGUCGGUUCAGGCUGCGGCGGCGGCGUGGCCGCGGCGGCUCUCGCGUCCGCGGGGCACAAGGUCGUCGUCGUCGAGAAGGGAGAGUACUUCACCGCCGAGGACUACAGCUCCGUCGAGGGCCCGUCCAUGGAGCGGCUGUACGAGAAGGGAGGCAUCUUCUGCACGUCCAACGUGACGACCGUCUUGUUCACGGGCUCGAUGGUCGGCGGCGGCUCGGCGGUGAACUGGUCCGCCAGCAUCCGCACGCCGGAGGAGGUCAGGCAGGAAUGGGCGCGCGAGCACGGGCUCCCCGUGUUCGCGAGCCCGGGGUACGUGGAGGCCAUGGACGCGGUGUGCGCCCGGCUCGCGGUGACAGACGGGUGCCGGGAGGAGGGGUUCCAGAACAAGGCUGUGCGCCGCGGCUGCGAAGCGCUCGGGCUGCGUGCCGACGCCGUGCCGCGCAACUCGUCGGAAGGCCAUUUCUGCGGUAGUUGCCACCUCGGCUGCCCCACCGGCGACAAGCGCGGCACCGACACGACGUGGCUCGUCGACUCCGUCGCGCGUGGCGCGGUCAUACUAACAGGAUGCAAGGCCGAGUGUUUCAUACUCGAGAGCAACUCCGGCGAAAACGCCCGGCGGAGCAGGAAGUGCGUGGGCCUGGUGGCGACGUGCAUGGUUGCUGGCGUCACCAAGAAGCUGCGCAUCGAGGCCAAGGUCUCGAUCGCGGCGUGCGGGGCGCUGAUGACGCCGCCGCUGCUGCGCAACAGCGGGCUCAAGAACAGGCACAUCGGUCGCAACCUGCACCUCCACCCGGUGUCCAUGGCGUGGGGCUACUUCCCGGAGAACAAACAGCAGGAGCCGCAGCCACCGCCGCUUACCGGCAAGUGCUACGAGGGCGGCAUCAUCACCACCAUGCACCGCGUCACGGAGCGCACCAUCGUCGAGACACCGGCGCUGGGGCCGGGCUGCUUCGCCUCGAUGGUCCCGUGGGAAUCGGGCCGCGACAUGAAGGACCGGAUGCGCCGGUACGCGCGCACCGCGCACGCCUUCGCGCUGGUCCGGGACCGCGGCGCUGGGACCGUGGACGGCGAGGGCCGCGUCUGCUACUCCCCGGCCCGGGACGACGUCGACGAGCUCCGGAACGGCCUGCGCCGGGCGCUCCGCAUCCUGGUGGCGGCCGGCGCCGCCGAGGUCGGCACCCACCGCAGCGACGGGCACCGGCUGCGGUGCGACGGCGGCGUGCGAGACGACGAGCUGGAUGCGUUCCUUGACGAGGUGACCGUCGCGACAGGCCCCAUGCUGCCUGGUUCGGACAAGUGGGCGCUCCUGUGCUCGGCGCACCAGAUGGGCAGCUGCCGGAUGGGGUCGAGCCCUAGAGACGGCGCCGUGGACGGCCGCGGCGAGAGCUGGGAGGCCGAGGGGCUGUACGUGUGCGACGGGAGCCUGCUGCCGACGGCGGUGGGCGUGAACCCCAUGAUCACCAUUCAGUCCACCGCGUACUGCCUCUCCGAGGGCAUCGCCGAAUCCCUGGCGCAGCGCAAGAGACGGUAGCUGUGCCGUGCAAUGCGUCAAUGCUUUGUGGGCGGAACGCCGUCGUCUCUGUGCGCUUGCUAAUCAGGUGCACGCUGGGCGUCGUUUGUAGUUCAAUAAUUCUGCAUCGUGCAGAGGGUUCAGGAUACGGACACGCGGUAGCGUCAGCCGGCACUCAAUUCUUCAUUGUUUCUUGGUGAAGAUCGUCCAAUCAUGUAUCAACAAGGAUUCUGAUUUCUUGAUUCCAGCUCCUUUUGUUUGAUUAUCCAUUCAA